AUGAGAAAUGCACUACACGACUCAAGGAGGUGGAGGAACAUUAUCAGCGCUUCAUCUCACAUCUGGAUGAUGUACCUCUGGAGUCAUUCCCGGAGCAUCGGCGCGGAACAAGUCCAUGAGGACUACACCCAGAUUAUGAACCUGGCCGACGACAUCGCCCAAACGCGCGCGAGCGAGGGCUUAGUGCAGCACCUCCCCAUACGUGACGGGAGCUAUGAAGUCGCGCGAUCAUUGCUCACCAAGCGCUACCACAAUGAGCGCUGCCUGGCCGAUGCCCAUAUCGACCAGAUUAUGGACCUUCCCGUCGUGAGCAAUACCGCCCAGUUGAGGACCGAGCUGCUCAACCCCCUCCUAAUAGCCACUAACUCUCUCCACCGCUUGGGACUGCCGGUUGCCCAGUGGUCUUAUUUACUGGUGCGUAUCGUACUU
This is a messenger RNA of Brenthis ino (lesser marbled fritillary), 429 nucleotides long. The record is from the annotation of a GenBank genome assembly. Lineage: Eukaryota; Metazoa; Arthropoda; Insecta; Lepidoptera; Nymphalidae.